GUGAUUGGCUAAAGCGGCAGGCGAGAAGCGGAAGUACAUGACGGACGUAAACAACCUCGGACGCCAACGGAAUGGAAAUCGUCGCUCGCUUCCACUAAUAAUAUGAACUAACAUGAGUGGAAAGCCUUCGCGAAACAAUGUUGCCGCAUAGGACGAACUCCAGUAUGAGUCUCAGCUCUCCUCUUCUGCUCUUCCUGGCAGCGGUAUCUGCCUUUGCUAUGUCGCCUCCACACAUGUGGACGAAACUCAUCCUCACCCACCACUGGCCCAUGACUUUCUGUAGUAUGGAGUCCUGUCAUCAUCUUAAUGUUAGCUACUGGACGCUACAUGGACUCUGGCCCGAUAAUGGGGCUGUUUGUAACGCAUCAUGGCAUUUCAACUCAUCUGAAAUAGAGGACUUGCUCCCAGACAUGGAGAGGAGUUGGCCUGAUUUACUGAAACCUGCAUCAGAUGGAUUUUGGAAGUAUGAAUGGUCCAAACACGGCACAUGUGCUGCCCAAGCGCCAGCACUCAACAGUCAACAUAAAUAUUUCAGCAAAGCACUGGAACUGUACCAUAAAGUGGACUUUGAUAGCACCCUUAGAAAAUUUAAUAUCGUCCCAUCGCAGGAUUAUUAUAAAUUUUCACAAAUAGAAGCAGUCGUGGAAAAUUUCUACGGCGUCAAACCUAAGAUACAGUGUGUCCAACCAUCGAAGAAUACUGAUGUUCAGGCUUUGGGUCAGGUCGAGAUUUGCUUCAGCCCCGACUUCUCCCUCUUGGACUGUGAGAAGGAGAUCUCUUUCACGGGUGCCUCCGGGUUCAGAGUCUGUAACCCCGACAUGCCAGUUUACUAUCCCCCACUUUGAAAACACAAGCACAAUAACACACUACGGCGUUUAGCAAUAUACAAGUAUUGUCCACACUCUUCGUUUACCUCUUAACUGUACUGUAAGUUCAGCAAGUAGCGACACAUGCACAGGCUGAGACAAACAGGCUUCCUUCAGUGUAAUAUUAUACCCAUCCCCACCCAACUAGUUUCCAUUUUUUGUCAGCGUGCUGCGCAUUACAUUUUCAACCCAUCUAAUGAACAAUAUUCUUCAAUGUUCUGCUGUUUUGUUUUGUUUUUAAUUAGUGUACUGUAAUUUCCGGCCUACAGAGCGCAACUGGUUUUAAUCCUCACCCAGUAUGGCUUAUAGGCCGGAAAUUACCGUAAUAGAUAUGUUUGCGUCAUAAUUUUUUUUUUUUUUUCAACUUAAUUCUACCACAGGUUUCAUCUAUUUGAGUUGUUUUGAAAAAAUGGAUGUCGAAGCGUGUGCCUAUACAGGUUGUUUACACUAUCAAUAUUAACGUGUAUUAUUAUUGUCUUGUUGUAGUCUUUUAGACUGUGUCAGGGCUAAUUUUGAGAUAUCAAUAAUGAUCCAUUUACUUCAUAGAGGCAAAAUUAAAUUUGGGGAAAGUUGAAGAUUAUUAAAAAUGAAUGUGCCGCUGUUUUGGGAUUCUGUUCCAUCAUGUAUGGAGCAGAAUCCAGAGAAACUUUCCAGUGUUCAUCAGAUAGUGUUAAAGUUUGUUUUUGUUUUGUUUUUUCUGAAUGCAAAGUUGAUCAAUAUUAUAUGAUUAGAGUGCAAUUUUGGUUUUGUUUUGUUUUUUCAUAUGGUAAAUGCAUAAGGUGAGGUAAUCGUAGGAAUUUUUUUUACAUUAACAAAGGCAGUUACUGUCAAUAAAAUUUUAUAGAUUCA
This is a messenger RNA of Syngnathoides biaculeatus (alligator pipefish), 1715 nucleotides long. It is a transcript of the gene rnaset2, whose product is annotated as ribonuclease T2. Gene Ontology annotation, biological process: RNA catabolic process. The coding region runs from base 138 to 845 and encodes 235 amino acids. The record is from RefSeq and is a predicted model, not a curated record. Gene Ontology annotation, molecular function: RNA binding; ribonuclease T2 activity. Gene Ontology annotation, cellular component: extracellular region. The transcript is spliced from 10 exons. Lineage: Eukaryota; Metazoa; Chordata; Actinopteri; Syngnathiformes; Syngnathidae.